Molecule: messenger RNA, 375 nt
Organism: Camellia sinensis
Lineage: Eukaryota; Viridiplantae; Streptophyta; Magnoliopsida; Ericales; Theaceae
Source: RefSeq, a predicted model, not a curated record
UCGCAACUCUUUCCUCGCCAUUUCCUUCUUUAUGUUGCAGAAACUCUCUCUCUCUGUCUCUCUCUCUCCCACGUAUAGCCUCCACAGCUGUCUCAUUCUUUUCUCUGACACCAAACAUCUUUCGCUACCGACGCUGCUCCUCCCUUCCAUGCAACCCUUCGCAAUCCUUCAUACUCUCACAACUUCGGGUCUUAUCACCAUUAUUGGCUUGAUGAAGAACUACAGAUCUAAUUUUGGACUGAUUGACCACAAAAAUUCAUUGGGUGCACCCCUUUGCCCUUGUAGAGGGUUGUUUUGUUUCAGACACUAUGAUGACAAAGAUGCUGAGGUAGGGCAAGGCUUUUGGAACUGUCCAUGUGUUCCCAUGAAAGAAAG